UAAAACAUUGUAUUGGAGUGUAUUGAUUUCGCUGCUCUUGCUCGGAUGGAUAUUUUUCAGCAUCCACAGAAUCUAGUUCCCUGGUGUACUAGAGGGGAUCACCUUGAGCUGCUCGUUCUCACUCCGGUUACAUGAACAUCGUUGUUCUGACUUAUUUGCAGAGAAAAGUACUCCAGUGAUUAUGCCUCAGUCAAAGACGGCCGACGUGGGCUCUGCCUUCAUCCAGACACAGCAGCUCAAUGCUGCUAUGGCUGACACUUUCCUGGAACACAUGUGCCUACUGGAUAUUGACUCUGAACCCACCACUGCCCGCAACACUGGCAUCAUUUGCACCAUUGGGCCAGCCUCACGUUCUGUGGACAUGCUUAAGGAGAUGAUUAAAUCUGGAAUGAAUAUUGCUCGCUUGAACUUUUCUCAUGGCACACAUGAGUAUCAUUCAAAGACCAUCAAAAAUGUACGGACCGCAUGUGAAAGUUUUGAACCUGGCAGUAUCCACUACCGACCUAUUGGCAUUGCCCUGGAUACCAAGGGCCCAGAGAUCAGGACUGGCCUCAUCAAAGGAAGUGGCACUGCUGAGGUGGAACUGAUAAGAGGCAACACAAUCAAGCUUACUCUGGAUGACAGCUACCAGGACAAGUGUAGUGAGGAAAUCCUCUGGGUGGACUAUAAGAAUAUUACCAAGGUGGUGGAAGAAGGCAGCAAGAUCUACAUUGAUGAUGGACUCAUCUCUUUGCAGGUCAAGGAAAUUGGUGACAAUUACCUCAUGUGUGAGGUUGAGAAUGGUGGAUCCCUUGGUAGUAAGAAGGGAGUGAACCUGCCAGGUGCUGCUGUCGACCUGCCUGCGGUUUCUGAAAAGGAUAUCCAGGAUCUGCAGUUUGGUGUGGAAGAGGGAGUCGACAUGGUCUUUGCUUCAUUCAUUCGUAAAGGAGAAGAUGUAGACGCUGUCAGAAAAGUGCUUGGAGAGAAAGGCAAAAACAUUAAGAUUGUCAGCAAACUUGAAAACCACGAGGGUGUGUACAGGUUUGAUGAGAUUUUGGAGGCUAGUGAUGGCAUCAUGGUUGCCCGUGGUGAUCUGGGCAUUGAAAUCCCAACAGAAAAGGUGUUCUUAGCCCAAAAGAUGAUGAUUGGCCGCUGCAACAGAGCUGGCAAGCCGGUUACAUGUGCCACACAGGUGAGCAAACAUUGCAUGUUGUUUCCUAGCAGUCAAUGUCUGAUAUUUAAGAUGUGCUGUAUUCCAACCCCAGUUCCAAUGAAGUUGGGACAUUGUGUAAAAUGUAAAUAAAAGCAAUACAAUGAU
Messenger RNA from Thalassophryne amazonica, 1297 nucleotides. RefSeq names its product pyruvate kinase PKM-like. The record is from RefSeq and is a predicted model, not a curated record. Gene Ontology annotation, cellular component: cytoplasm. NCBI's taxonomy places the organism in Eukaryota, Metazoa, Chordata, Actinopteri, Batrachoidiformes, Batrachoididae. The transcript is spliced from 8 exons. Gene Ontology annotation, biological process: glycolytic process. The coding region runs from base 182 to 1282 and encodes 366 amino acids. Gene Ontology annotation, molecular function: potassium ion binding; pyruvate kinase activity; magnesium ion binding.